Molecule: messenger RNA, 3152 nt
Organism: Misgurnus anguillicaudatus (oriental weatherfish)
Lineage: Eukaryota; Metazoa; Chordata; Actinopteri; Cypriniformes; Cobitidae
Gene: kcnj12b
Product: potassium inwardly rectifying channel subfamily J member 12b
Biological process (GO): regulation of monoatomic ion transmembrane transport; potassium ion import across plasma membrane
Cellular component (GO): plasma membrane
Molecular function (GO): inward rectifier potassium channel activity
Source: RefSeq, a predicted model, not a curated record
UUUGAACAUUCAAUGAGAGAGAGAGAGAGAGUCAUUGGUGAGGUGUUGGUGAGAGAUUAGAGACACUAUGAAUAUCUGAAACACAGAGAGAUGACCACAGCAUUGGCGAAGAUUACUGGAUCAUCACUAGGGACCAUUAAUGAAACAUUUUGAUGCUAGCAAAGGACUCUAAUCUCGUAGAUAAAAAGCCUUUUAAUAAAUGUGUGCUGUACAUGUGUGAGAUUAAAGAUGAGAAACUCGCUGGACAGUAAGGAUCCUUAUUGUUUUCUUGGAAAGGAUGACUUUCCUUCAGAGGAACCUUUGAGGAACUGAUAUGGAAUCAUGAUUUAGUUCAACUCGAGACUUUGCUUUCUCUUAUAUUUGAGUGCAUGAACGAGUCAACGCAGGGGAGAGAAAAGGCACCCUGAACACAGAUCAAUCCAGAGCUACUUUGGUCCUCUUUCCCACUGAUUUGGCAGACUGGCAUGAGCGUGGGCAGGCCCCACCAUUACAACAUUGUGUCAUCGUCAGAGGAGGACGUGUUUCGCCACGGCAACAUGCCCGCCCUCGGAAAUGGCUUUGGCAAUGGCAAAAUCCAGACGCGGCGAAAGCCGCGUUGCAGGUUUGUCAGCAAGACGGGCCAGUGCAACAUUAGUUUCGCACAUAUGGACGAGCAAUCCCAGCGCUACCUCGCUGACAUUUUUACCACCUGUGUGGACAGUCGGUGGCGCUGGAUGUUUCUUCUUUUCUCCCUUGCGUUUGUCGUGUCCUGGCUUGUGUUUGGUUUUAUCUUCUGGCUCAUUGCUUAUGUCCACGGUGACCUAGACCGAUCUUCUGGAGAUGACUCUAUACCAUGUAUCAUGCAGGUCAACAGCUUUGUGGCAGCAUUCCUGUUCUCCGUGGAGACACAAACCACGAUCGGCUAUGGAUUCCGCUGCGUGACCGAAGAGUGUCCGCUAGCUGUGUUCACUGUCGUCUUCCAGUCUAUAGUGGGCUGCAUCAUUGAUGCUUUUAUGAUCGGUGCCAUCAUGGCCAAAAUGGCACGGCCUAAGAAACGGGCAGAGACGAUACUGUUUUCAAACAACGCCGUCAUCGCUAUGCGUGAUGGGAAGCUAUGCCUAAUGUGGCGGGUUGGAAACUUGAGGAAAAGUCACAUCGUGGAGGCUCACGUGCGGGCACAACUUAUCAAGCCUCGAAUUACAGAGGAAGGAGAGUACAUCCCGUUCGAUCAGAUCGAUAUAAACGUGGGAUAUGACCUGGGUCUCGACCGCAUCUUCUUAGUUGCUCCCUUAACUAUCCUGCAUGAGAUAAAUGAGGACAGUCCACUGUAUGGAAUCAGCAAGCAGGACCUGGAAACAUCUGAUUUUGAGAUUGUGGUGAUACUUGAAGGAAUGGUUGAAGCGACUGCAAUGACGGCUCAGGUGCGGAGCUCUUACCUUGCCAGCGAGAUAUUAUGGGGCCAUCGCUUCGAGCCAGUUGUCUUUGAGGAACGAAGUCAGUAUAAGGUGGACUACUCGCACUUUCAUAAGACGUACCAGGUGCCCUCAACGCCACGCUGCAGCGCCAAAGACAUGGAGGAGAACAAAUCGCUAGAGUCCGCUGCCAACUUUUGUUAUGAGAACGAAUUGGCCUUCAUCAGCAGAGAUGAAGAGGACCAAGAGAACGAGAGUGCUGAGAGGGGAACUGAACUAGAGACCCUAUCUGCCAAUCUGAACUCUGAUCAGAGGUCAUACCACAAAGAAUCAGAAAUAUGACCUUUCGUCUUCAUGACCCCUUUGAUGACUUUAUAGUAGAACUCCUAUCCUUUUAGUGUUGGUUGUCAUGGGUAGAGAUACAUGUGAGUGCCAUAAUAAACCUUGACCCACUGCCCUAGAGCCAUGUUGUAGUAAAGGGCAGGUCAAGAAAAGAAAGUGCUUUUUGCUGUUGGAAUUGCGAGGCCUUCCUGUAGGAAAACUUGAAAUAAUAUAGACUAUCUGUUUCAUAAUGUAGUUUAAAGUGAUAGCUUUAAGUAGUAUCAUUAUGCAAUACUAAAAGCUAGCCUGGGUGCCAUACUUGCUAAAUAUUUCUUGUAAACAAAAUUUGCACAGACUAGUUUGUUUACCACUACCGUGUUGCUUGUAUAUUGAGUAAGGUAGAACACAACACACUAUGUUAAAGCAAUAAAAUUACUUUUACAUACAUAUUUAAUAUAUAUUUAUUUCAUUUUUCAUAAAGACUUACAAGUAUGGUAAUUUUCUAUGUAUCAAGUAAAGGACUGCUGGGUGCAACAAACACCAAAAUAGAUGCUGAAUUACUGCUAACGGACAAUGACUAAGAUGGCUCCCAGGCUAGCAACUAGCACAGAAACAAACACUUUAUUCAGUAGAAAUUGAGUAUACUGUAUAUAAUGAGUAUGUGAAACGGGUGAAAGAGAAUGAAUAAUGGUAUAGUAGUAUAUUUUUAAACUGGAUGAUGGUAGCUUUUUCCACAACAUCCCAUUAUUCCUACUCGAAACAAAUACUCUUCUAUAAGACUGUACACACACACACACACACACACACACACACUAGGGUGGCCAUUCGUGCCAGUUUCGCCGGACACGUCCCGAACAUGUUUUCGGGUGCGUUCUCCAGAAGUCGCGUUGCUUGAUCGCAUACGUCAUCGAGGUUCUCAGAUUUCAGUUAAAAUACAUUAGAAAAUUAAGAUUUAUUUCUUUUAAGACAUAUAAUCAUUGUAGUUUCAUUCUUACCUUGAAAUGUAACGGUUGCUUUUCUGAAAUUAAACCCGAAAUAUUAAACCUUGAUGACGUAUGCCAGUGUUCCCCAAAUCUUACCCUGGAGGGCCGGAGCACUACAGAGUUUAGGUCCAACCCUAAUCAAACUUACCCACCUGUGAUUUUCUAGUGAUCAUGAAGACCUUGAUUAGCUUGCUCAGGUGUGUUUGAUCAGGGUUGGAGCUAAACUCUGCAGUGCUCUGGCCCUCCAGGGUAAGAUUUGGGGAACCCUGACGUAUGCGGUCGACCAACGCGACUUCCGGAGAACAAACCCGAAAACAUGUUCGGGACGUGUCAGGCGGAACAUGCACGAAUGGCCACCCUAACACACACACCAACAUCAACACCAUACAGAGAAAAACACCAGUCUGAGUAUUAUGUUGCUUGAAAGACAUUAAACCUACAAGUGUUCAUCUUUUAA